Messenger RNA from Corticium candelabrum, 2418 nucleotides. RefSeq lists its product as uncharacterized. The record is from RefSeq and is a predicted model, not a curated record. The transcript is spliced from 3 exons. The coding region runs from base 105 to 2156 and encodes 683 amino acids. NCBI's taxonomy places the organism in Eukaryota, Metazoa, Porifera, Homoscleromorpha, Homosclerophorida, Plakinidae.
UUUUUGUCUUUAUGGGUUUCACUCCUUGACUACUGUUAACAUUUCACUAUGUUGGCAUUCGUCGUUUAUCGAAUUGUCAGCCACCGCGUCUCUCUUCACUGGACAUGAUUCUGUCACACCCCUCAAAGCAUUCAGUGUACAGAGCUGAUCACAAUGAAAAGACAACCUCAACUGUAGAACAUCAGGCAGCCGAGAGGGUCGUCUUGAAGUACAUCAAUGGCUUGGUGACAUCAUGCUUCACUAAUGUCAUCGACGCUGCCAAACAUCUCCUUCUCAGUCAUUAUGUAACGGCCGACAGUUUAGAUGUUUCGAUUCUGAAUUGUCAAAGUGUGGGUUCUGUGCAUACUGAGAGUAAAGAUCAAGAGGACAUUCCGUACAAACACAAGGAUGAGAAUGUGACACAAGAACAGAGUCGAAGUAGUGGAUUGGGUUCAAUUGGAGGCCAAAGUCGGAGGCACUUGAGAUCUACUUCGGAUCCAACAGGAGCACGACCGACUCGUGAAUCAUUGAGUACUCGUCCAGCAUCGCUGCCUGCCGAUCUCCUGUCUAACACAAACAUGCAGCAAACACCACACAUCAAUGUCAGAUUCAAGACACAACAGAGAGCAGUUACACAUACACAAACCGUAUCUCCCGCUCAAACUGACGCACCUACACAGAUUUCUCACAACAGUUGCUCUAGUAUGGACGCAUUACCUCUCACUCAAUUGGCAAACUCAGAGUCAUCAACUAGAAGUUUGCCGAGAGAUCUAAAUAUGGCAGCAGAAUUUUGUGAUGAGCAAAGACGACCGAAGUUUGCCGACACAUUACAAGAGAUAGCACAAGAGCGUUGUGUGGAGGCCGGUAAAGCUGUGGCGACCAUGUCACGUGACUUGUUGCACUCAUCGGAGGGUAACGGCAUUCACCAGAGGAAACGACGAGUGAGAUUUCAAGAUGUCAGUCUGCAGAGUUACUCUAAGCAACCGAUUUUGACCGAGUCUCAUUCUGUGUACAAUAGUUAUCAGCAUCAAGUCGGACAGAGUUGGCAGCCAUUUGUUGUGCAGGAUAGUACGUCGGUCGCUAGUGGCAACGAUUUGCCCAUCGAUCGGUCACGAUAUGAGUUCCUACCGAUUCCCAUGUGUUUGUCACCGCUUGAGCAGUCUGUGCAACAUGCUAGUCACUCUAGUCCUAUUAAUGAGAUUCUUGGUAUAACUGGGCAACCUCCGGAUGCAUCGGAUGUGUCUAUUAGAUGCUGCAGGUUGUCGGGAUGGAGUUCUGUGGCGAAUCAUCGCUCGAAGGAAGAGAUGGAAUUUCAAAGACCAAGUUUGAAGUUGAGAGUCAGAAAGCCGGUUACUGUGGGAAAUGUCGGGACUUUAGAAAGACUCAUUCAACCCUCGUGUAUGGAGAAUCCAAAAUAUCCUUCAACAACCCAACAACCAUGCAACGAUCUUUCAUCAUCACCUUAUCACGCUCCACCAUCAUCCUACGACAGCCAGCCAUUGUCCUACACCCAUGCACUAUCAUACAACCCUCCACCAUCAUAUGACCAAGCUGUCGCUCACAUAAUGGACGACAAACUAACAGACAACAUGGGCACGACAUCUCAGCGCACGACUGCAUCGUUCCCAGUGGAUUCUCUCUCUAACAUCAGUGACAGCAAUGGAAUACAUUUGGAUUCAUUUCUGGAUGUCAGCUCAACGGCACUUUCGUCAGUCGAGUCGUACUACGAACAAGGAAUAUCGAGUCACGAACAGUCAACUCAGUGUCUGACCAAACAGAUUUUUUCAUCUCUAGAUCACAUGGGUACGAAUCCAUCGUGUACAAGGUAUGCUGGUCAUGCCUUGUUGCCAUGGAGUUUGAGCAACGGACAGAACUUGAAUGCUAGUAGUGCAUUUCGGCAAGUGCCACCGUCGACUCAGAGUGCUCAUCGUCCCAUCACCCAAUGUAAGUCGCCAUUGGUUCAUCGUUCGGGAGACGAAGGUACGAGCGCGUUGACAAGAACGUUGCUAUCCCCGUUUGGUUUGCUGCCGUCUGUCACUGAAAACAAUGAUGACGAAACGUCUCAGGAGUGUAGUGGCUACAGCAGCAGUAUAUCGUCAGCUGCAGAUGACGUUCAGCCGUGGGUGUGGAACGCAAGAUGCACUGGCAGUUUUAGUUCCAUUGGCAAGAUCGUUUAGAAAGUAAGUUCUGUAUGUACCUCGAUGGCUGUAAAGCCGGUGUUUUGUGUGCAGGUAUAACACUGAUUGUUAUCUGUUGUUUUGUAUUGACACCGAUGCAGUGAUUUUUUAAUGAGUAAGUAGAGUUUGUACUAUUUGAUCUCGUGUAUUGUCAAAACAUGAGAAUUCGUUUGUACUCUAAAGCGAUGCUGCUGGUAUGAUUACCUCUCAAUGCUGUUGGAUCUGCACAUACUUUACUGCUUCUAAUGUUUUCUCGAGUAUA